This is a messenger RNA of Anopheles merus, 833 nucleotides long. RefSeq names its product dynein assembly factor 6, axonemal (gene Dnaaf6). Gene Ontology annotation, biological process: axonemal dynein complex assembly. The coding region runs from base 129 to 767 and encodes 212 amino acids. The transcript has 2 exons. Gene Ontology annotation, cellular component: cytoplasm. Lineage: Eukaryota; Metazoa; Arthropoda; Insecta; Diptera; Culicidae. Gene Ontology annotation, molecular function: protein-folding chaperone binding; dynein intermediate chain binding. The record is from RefSeq and is a predicted model, not a curated record.
UUAUCGACUAUUUCAUCGAAUAUCGCCAUCAUCACAGUCACCAGCCUGUGCCUGUCCUCUGUGUACACCCAAAAAAACGAAUCUGUGCGUGAGAAUAUUUCCAAGAAACAAAACAACCCCGAAAUAAAAUGUCCCUGCUGGGUGGUGAGAACAUUCGACUGCUACAAAAACUGUUCAAAGCCGACGAUGAUGGCUCGUCAUCAGACGAUGAGCCUACUGCCCAAGAUGUUCCCCAAUUAGGUCCCGGAGAUAUUGGAGAACCGGCGGCACAGAAAGCGAAAUCAAAAAAACAUCCCACCGAUCCGGCAGAGCACGUGAAACCCUGCUCCUAUGCGCCGCUCGCACCAGACACCCAACCAAACCUGGAACCAAGCACGCUCGAGCAAUGGGAGGCACAGCAAUUGCACCAGGACCGGGCACUGUUCGAUUCGCGCAAGCAACCGGACUAUAGGAUCUCCUACCGCCAGACGGUCGCCACCGAGGAUAUCUAUCUGCAGAUGAACUGCAAAACGCCCGCCACGGCCAGCUGUGAGAGUAUGGUCGUGGAGGUGUUUCUUACCGCCGAGGAUGACUCGGUAGGCAUCCAUCAGAUCGAGCUGGAGGUGCAGGAGCAGCUGGUAACGGUCGGGUCGCCAAGGUAUCGGCUCGAACUUACCCUGCCGCACCGGAUCAACCCGGACCGGGGCAAUGCGGCGUGGCUGUCCGAUCAGAAAACACUUCGCCUUACGCUGAUGAUGGUGCGUGAGCUGGAUUUUGUCAACUUUUAAGGGCGGGAAGGAGCGCACGGUACUGGAAGUCCAAUAAAUUGGGCACAAUUUAUAGAAAAAGUGAAA